CAACAGUACUGGUAUCUGUGGUGGUACUUUCACGGUAUAACUUGUUAAUCGAAGAUAUAGAUUUGACAUGUCGGCCGGUCGUUCUCCAGGUCCUACUUGGACUACUCUACGAGGUGGGGCAACGGUCAUACAAUUUCCAGCACACUCAAGGAAGCCUCCUUUAAUGUAUACAGAACCAACCGAUGCAUCAUCUGUCAUGCGCUCUAGCGACGACGAUGGCGAUGACGAACUGGAAGUAGAGAAGGAACUAACGGACCCGCCUCUCCAAAAGCGCAAGGCCCAGUACAGCCCUUCCACCGCGCUCCGUGUUAAUAAAUUUCCCCGCCUUGGGCUCAGCGGAUCGUCUAACACUGGUCGCUGGGUACAGGGUAUAGCGAGUGAUGAUAGUGAGGACGCUGGUGGUUCCACUGGCCCACGGCCUUCUGUGAACGUGUCAUGCACCCUUUCAACGUGUGCGAUAGACAAGUCUACAUCUACGAAGUCAACUUUCACUGGAGGUUCCAGUUCAGACGAGUUUGGGGGAACAUUGUCCCAAGUCAUCAGACAGGCUAAUACGAAGGAGAGACUUGAUGAGCGGAAGAAAAACAUGGAUGUGGAGGUCCAGAGGGACCCACGGCGUGACGUGCCUGCGCCCACGACCCGCGUUGUCGCACGUAAACAAGUAAAUGGUCGUCCAAGAGUCUCCACUGGAUCGUUAUUGCAGGGUGUUCAGAGAUCCAGUACGUGCUUGAUUUUUUUUUUUUUUCGCUUCACAAGUUUCUGUGUUUCCACCACCCCGUCUACGACCCAGAUUCCCCUGCUCGCACACGUGUCCGACCAAAAAGGAAGGCUGCCGUAGUCAACCGUAACGCUCUACUGGCACAUUUCCGCCCACUUGACACUCCAAGACGGCGAAGUAAUGCUGAAGUAAUUGAGCUCACUGACUCUGACGGAGAACGUGGUCCGCACGGCACCGGCGCGGUUCUUGGGAAUAGCACAACCAUAUCCAAAGGAUCCGAGGAUUUAAUAGUCAUAUCAAGCGGUUCAGAUGGCAAUUCUCCCCGUUCGCCCACUCGUCUGCGGCGUCGAAGCACGCCAACAUUUCGCAGUGCAAA
Pisolithus orientalis is the source of this 1094-nucleotide messenger RNA. RefSeq lists its product as uncharacterized. The record is from RefSeq and is a predicted model, not a curated record. The coding region runs from base 68 to 838 and encodes 256 amino acids. Lineage: Eukaryota; Fungi; Basidiomycota; Agaricomycetes; Boletales; Pisolithaceae. The transcript is spliced from 3 exons.